Messenger RNA from Tachysurus vachellii, 2339 nucleotides. Its product is annotated as nuclear receptor subfamily 4 group A member 1-like. Gene Ontology annotation, molecular function: nuclear glucocorticoid receptor binding; RNA polymerase II cis-regulatory region sequence-specific DNA binding; zinc ion binding. The coding region runs from base 155 to 1900 and encodes 581 amino acids. The record is from RefSeq and is a predicted model, not a curated record. The transcript is spliced from 7 exons. Gene Ontology annotation, biological process: regulation of transcription by RNA polymerase II; cellular response to corticotropin-releasing hormone stimulus. NCBI's taxonomy places the organism in Eukaryota, Metazoa, Chordata, Actinopteri, Siluriformes, Bagridae. Gene Ontology annotation, cellular component: transcription regulator complex; nucleus.
GUAAGCGGACCUGUAGCGCUCACUACUCUACACUACUCUCACUACUCUCACUACUCUCUCACUACUCUCUCACUACUCUCACUGCGCUUCUGUGUGGAAUUAAACUCGCUCAAUUAUACACAGACCGCACGGAUACUGUUCUAAAGCAGUAGCGAUGCCUUGUGUCGAGACCCAGUAUGGAAGCCUGCCUUAUGAAAGCAACUACUUCAGCCCUGAUUUUCUAAACUCAGGUCUCUCCAACAAGCAGUGUAUGGAUCUCAGCAUACAGAGGGAGCAGCUUUCUCCUCCAUCACUGCCCAGCAUCAACACUCUAGUGAGUCACCCUGGUGAGAUCGACACCUUCUCUUGCCAGUUCACCGCAUCAGUCUCGCCUGUCAUGAACACGCCUAGUGACACAUUGGUUGAAGGUUCAAGCCCACAUGGUGUUCAGUCUCCUUUCAAGCUGGACGAAAUCCAGGUCUACGGCUGCUACCCGGGAACCUUUGCCUUCAGUUGUCUGGAUGAAAGCUUGUCCUCAUGUGGAUCUGAUUAUUAUGGAAGCCCGCCUUCUGCAACUUCCUCACCUUCCACCCCAGGUUUCCAAAACCAUCCUGGUUCAACCUGGGAAAGUGCCUUCAGUCCAUUUUCUUCCAUUUCCUGGCCAUCAGAGGUCACAGCUCUACACCAGCAGCCUUCCUUCUUCACAAUUAGCUCUCCAGUUGAGCAGCAGUCCCCAAUCCGGGAUCUCCAACUGCAGCUCGGAGACGAGGAUGCUUUUGGUCAACUUCACCAACCAUCUCCAUUACAUUUCCCAUCCAUGGAGCUUGAGCACGGAUGUAUGGACAAUCAAGUACUAAAGGUCGAAAGGGUCGAGGCUCAUCCUUCCACAAAACCACGAAGUCCCAAUGAAGGACAUUGUGCAGUAUGUGGGGACAAUGCUUCCUGUCAGCACUAUGGGGUUCGCACCUGUGAAGGGUGCAAAGGGUUCUUCAAGCGCACUGUUCAGAAGAAUGCAAAAUAUGUCUGCCUUGCUAAUAAGGACUGUCCCGUCGACAAGCGACGUAGGAACCGAUGUCAGUUUUGCCGAUUUCAGAAAUGUCUUGCAGUAGGAAUGGUCAAAGAAGUGGUGAGAACAGACAGUCUGAAAGGUCGAAGAGGACGUCUUCCAUCAAAGCCCAAGAACCUUCCGGACCACGUGACUCCUGUGAAUAUCACCGCUUCACUUGUAAAAGCUCACAUCGAUUCCAACCCUGCUGUGGCAAAACUGGAUUACUCUAGGUACCAGGAAGAUGUGAAGAACCUGUCUGAAAAGGUGAACGCCAGUGACAUCAAGCAGUUUUAUGAUCUCCUCACCGAGACCAUGGAGGUUAUUCAGAAAUGGGCUGAGGCUAUUCCUGGGUUCUGCACUUUCUGUCAUGAAGACAAGGAGCUUCUGCUGGAGGCUGCGUUUGUUGAGCUUUUCAUACUGAGAUUAGCAUACAGAUCAAAUCCAGAGGAACAUAAACUGAUAUUCUGUAACGGUGUGGUGCUGCACCGCUCACAGUGUGUACGAGGGUUUGGAGACUGGAUUGAUUCAAUCAUGGACUUCUCCCAGAGUCUCCAUCGCUUGAGCUUGGACAUAACAUCGUUCUCUUGCUUAGCAGCACUCGUCAUCAUCACAGAUCGUCAUGGUCUAAAGGAACCCAAACGCGUGGAAGAACUUCAAAACCGCUUGAUCUCCUGCCUGAGAAUCCACAUGACCAGCAGCAGCUCAGACCAGAGCAGAUCUCAGCCAUGUCUGUCUAGGCUGCUGAGCAAACUUCCAGAGCUGAGGACUUUGUGCACACAGGGUCUGCAGCGGAUCUUCUACCUGAAGCUGGAGGACCUGGUUCCUCCUCCACCAAUAGUUGAGAAAAUCUUCAUGGACACACUUCCAUUCUGAGCGUUGAAUGAAACACUUGUGGGACAAAACCGAGACAGAAAUCCAGACUAUUUCUGUAAGAGAAGGUUUUCCAGUGAACUCAGACAGACUGAUGCUAUUCUGACUAAAGAGACCUUUCUAACAGAGUUCAACUGAGAACUACAAGGAAAACACAGUGUUCCUUACAUCAUGUAGCAGAUAUUUUUUUAUGUUGGAAAAUAUUAGAGGGCAUUUUCUAUACUUUAAUCUGUGUGUGUGUGUGUGUGUGUGUGUGUGGUUAUGACAUUAUUGCUAUGCAAAUAUCUUUAUAUUCAGUGAUGGACUUGAUGUAGAUUUUAGCAUCAGCAGGAUUUUAUACAAAACUUCUUUGUCAACAUGUGAUGUUGAUUUUAUAUUCAUUAUUAUAUCUUUUUUCCCCAGAAAGCAAAAAAUUAAAAGUAUUUUUCCAGUCAAAAUUUGA